UUUUUUUUAAGGUUUGUUUUGUUGUUGCUUGUUGUUGUUGGUGGUAAACUUUGUUUGUAGGAUCACCUACGGCGUUUUAUGUACACAGUUUGACAAAAAAAUAUUAAAAACAAUGGCUUCCAAAGAAGGUGGUGAUAAAACCAAGACUGGUCAAGGUGCGGGAGAUAAUAAAGAAAAGCGGAGAAAAGAGUCUAUUCUUGACCUGAGCAAAUAUCUAGAGAAAAGCAUUCGAGUUAAAUUCGCCGGUGGCCGAGAAGCGGCAGGCAUACUGAAGGGUUAUGAUCCUCUCUUGAACCUUGUCUUGGACAAUACUACAGAAUUCCUAAGAGAUCCCGAUGAUCCAUACAAGCUCCUAGAUGACACAAGAGCACUAGGCUUAGUAGUGUGCAGAGGUACCUCGGUAGUGCUGAUCUGUCCUGUGGAUGGUAUGGAGGCCAUACCCAAUCCAUUCAUCACACAAGAAGGAUAACCCUUUCCAUAUGUUAAGUAAUCUUGUACUAUUUUUUGUAAACUAUGUUCACUAAAUGAUAAGUAAUCUUAAA
Molecule: messenger RNA, 542 nt
Organism: Ostrinia furnacalis (Asian corn borer)
Lineage: Eukaryota; Metazoa; Arthropoda; Insecta; Lepidoptera; Crambidae
Gene: LSm7
Product: U6 snRNA-associated Sm-like protein LSm7
Exons: 3
Coding region: 113-469 (118 amino acids)
Biological process (GO): mRNA splicing, via spliceosome; nuclear-transcribed mRNA catabolic process
Cellular component (GO): U2-type prespliceosome; spliceosomal tri-snRNP complex; Lsm1-7-Pat1 complex
Molecular function (GO): RNA binding
Source: RefSeq, a predicted model, not a curated record